AUGUCUGCGAGUCAGGAUUCCCGAUCCAGAGACAAUGGCCCCGAUGGGAUGGAACCCGAAGGCGUCAUCGAGAGUAACUGGAAUGAGAUUGUCGACAGCUUUGAUGACAUGAACCUCUCAGAGUCACUCCUCCGUGGCAUAUAUGCCUAUGGUUUUGAGAAGCCCUCUGCCAUCCAGCAGCGAGCCAUUCUUCCUUGUAUCAAGGGUUAUGAUGUGAUUGCUCAAGCCCAAUCUGGGACUGGGAAAACAGCCACUUUUGCCAUAUCAGUUCUGCAACAGAUUGAACUAGAUCUAAAGGCCACCCAGGCCUUGGUCCUGGCACCCACUAGAGAGUUGGCCCAGCAGAUACAGAAGGUAGUUAUGGCCUUAGGAGAUUACAUGGGUGCCUCGUGCCAUGCCUGCAUUGGGGGUACCAAUGUACGUGCUGAGGUGCAGAAGCUGCAGAUGGAAGCCUCUCAUAUCAUUGUGGGUACCCCAGGCCGUGUGUUCGACAUGCUUAACCGGAGAUACUUGUCUCCCAAAUACAUCAAGAUGUUUGUACUGGAUGAAGCUGAUGAAAUGUUAAGCCGUGGAUUCAAGGACCAGAUAUAUGACAUAUUCCAGAAGCUCAACAGCAACACCCAGGUGGUUUUGCUGUCAGCUACAAUGCCUUCUGAUGUGCUUGAGGUGACCAAGAAGUUCAUGAGGGACCCAAUUAGAAUUCUUGUCAAGAAGGAAGAGUUGACGCUGGAGGGUAUCCGUCAAUUCUACAUCAAUGUGGAACGAGAGGAGUGGAAGCUGGACACACUGUGCGACUUGUAUGAAACCCUGACCAUUACCCAGGCAGUCAUCUUCAUCAACACCCGGAGGAAGGUGGACUGGCUCACUGAGAAGAUGCAUGCCCGAGACUUCACGGUCUCUGCCAUGCACGGAGACAUGGACCAAAAAGAACGAGACGUUAUCAUGAGGGAGUUCCGCUCUGGCUCUAGCAGAGUAUUGAUUACCACUGACCUACUGGCCAGAGGCAUUGAUGUACAGCAAGUUUCCUUAGUCAUCAACUAUGAUCUCCCCACCAAUAGGGAAAACUAUAUCCACAGAAUCGGUCGUGGCGGACGUUUCGGCCGUAAGGGUGUGGCUAUUAACAUGGUGACAGAAGAAGACAAGAGGACUCUUCGAGACAUCAAGACCUUCUACAACACCUCCAUUGAGGAAAUGCCCCUCAAUGUUGCUGACCUCAUCUGA
Molecule: messenger RNA, 1221 nt
Organism: Rangifer tarandus platyrhynchus (Svalbard reindeer)
Lineage: Eukaryota; Metazoa; Chordata; Mammalia; Artiodactyla; Cervidae
Source: the annotation of a GenBank genome assembly